Molecule: messenger RNA, 1184 nt
Organism: Camelina sativa (false flax)
Lineage: Eukaryota; Viridiplantae; Streptophyta; Magnoliopsida; Brassicales; Brassicaceae
Source: RefSeq, a predicted model, not a curated record
AUGGCAAAUUCCGUAAUGUUCUUGACAUUUCUGCUUUCUUUAUCUCUCUUCCACACUUUUCAGUUAGUUCAGUCUCGUUCUUCUCUCUAUCAUGAUGAUAAAAAUUUCAAUGUUCUUGAUUAUGGAGCAAUUGGAGAUGGAUUUUCUGACGAUUCAAAGGCAUUCAAGGAUGCAUGGGAAGACACAUGCAAUUACAUUGGAUCCCAAUCAACUAUGGAAAUUCCUGAAGGAUACACAUUUCUUCUCCAACCAAUUGAGUUUCAUGGCCCUUGUAAAUCCAAGAAAAUCAUUUUAUCGAUAAAUGGAUACGUAAUUGCUCCCGGAUCUCCUGAUGAAUGGGAAUGCAAGAAAAAUCAUUGUCAUCAAUGGAUCGAAUUCGCUCAUAUAAAUGGACUUCAUAUCGAUGGUCGUGGUAUUCUGGCAUGUCUCAAGAGACCAAGGGGGGUGGUUAUAUCACAUUCGAGUAAUGUGCAUAUAAGCAACAUUAUGGUGAAGGACAGUCCAAAUUUUCAAAUGUCGUUGGAAGAUUCGAAAUGGGUUAGUGUUAAGCAACUCACCAUAACCGCUGAUGGUGAUAGCCCUAACACUGAUGGCAUUCACAUUCAACGUUCUCAAAAUGUUAUCGUACAUAAUAGUAAUAUCCGUACAGGUGAUGAUUGUAUAUCUAUCGGUGACGGUUCAAAAUACAUUAAUAUAUCACGAAUCUCAUGUGGUCCGGGGCAUGGAAUAAGUAUCGGAAGCUUAGGUCGAUAUGGAACCAAAGAAACGGUCGAAGAUGUUGUUGUUCAAGAUUGCACUUUUAGAGAAACAACUAAUGGGGUUAGAAUCAAGACAUGGCAGACAAACGCUGUGGAGAUCAAGAAUGUAAUGUACAAUCACAUACAUGGAACAUCAAUCAAGAAACCCUUUGUGCAACUCCUAUGCAGCAAAUCAGUCCCAUGUAGAGGUAUUUUCAUGAACGAUAUAAACAUUCGGGAAGAAAACGAAGAAGAAGAAAAAGUAUAUCAUAAACCGUUGUCGCAUGAUCAUCAUCCCUCUGCUGAAUGCAUCAAUGUUAAAGGUGAAUCCAAUGGUGUGAUGAAACCCAAACUAGCUUGUUUGGAAUCAUUUGUCUAGAACACUUUUUUUUCAUUUUUUAAUUAGAACUACUAUAUAGUGCUUGUGUUUUUUUUUUUAAAAACUAU